AUGCCAGCUAUUCGGUCACACUUUGUAACUCAAGGUCAGAAUGCUCUCAUGGCUACUGCUCUAGUGAAUAUACAUACAGGCAGAGGUUUACAACUUGUUCGAGCCUUGAUUGACCCAUGCUCACAAGAAUCCUUCAUCAGUGAAGCUACCGUUAAGAAACUUCAACUGCGACUAGAACAUGUGGAAGGUCAUGUGAUUGGAGUUGAUCAAAUGUCAGCACGAAUCAACCACGCUUCUAAAUUUCAAAUAUCAUCCAAAGCGAAUGACUUUACAUGCCCUUGUACUGCUUAUAUGGUGAAGCAAGUGACUGAUAUCCUGCCUGCUCAAAAAAUCAAUCACGAAUCGUGGAGUCAUCUACAAAACUUGGUAUUAGCAGACCCUACCUAUCACAAACCUGGUAGCAUAGACAUGUUACUUGGAGUGAAUAUUUACACAGAGAUACUAAUGAGCGGAGUUUUAAGAGGAGAACCAGGGUCGCCAAUUGCGCAACAGACCCAACUAGGUUGGAUCAUAUCUGGAGGAGCUUCUAAACAGAACAAUCCGCAUGGUAUUGUCACCAUGCACCUGAGCGUUGCACUGGAUACCAUGUUACAAAAAUUUUGGGAAGACGAGUCAUUGCCGAGUGAAGAACACUAUACUCUCACUGAUCUUGAGACGCGAGCUGAGAAAAUUUACGAGAAGACUGUGGAAAGAGACACUGAUGGGAGAUACGUUGUGGCACUUCCAUUUAUGAGUGAUAAACCGACACUUCCUGAAAAUUCACGACAAAUUGCAGCACAGAGAUUGAGUCAUCUUGAGAGAAAGCUAUCUAAAAACGAGAAUUUGAGACAAGAGUACAAUGAGGUAAUGAGAGAAUAUAUCACAUUGAGACACAUGGAGCCUGUGGGUGAAAACGAGAAAUAUGAAGCAGCAACUUACUUACCUCAUCACGCAGUGAUAAGAAACGACAAACAUACUACAAGGGUACGCGUAGUAUUUGACGCAUCGUGCAAAGGCACAAACGGAGUGUCACUCAACGAUGAGUUGUUGGUUGGCCCACCACUUCAAGAAGAGUUACGCAAUCUAUUAUUGAAGUGGAGAUCACACAAAGUUUGCUUUGUUGCCGACAUUAUCAAAAUGUAUAGGCAAGUGCGAGUGAGGAGUGAAGAUACAAAUUUCCAAAGAAUUCUUUGGAGAUUUAACACAGAGGAAGAGGUAAAAGAGUAUCGAUUACUUACCGUCACCUUUGGCAUGGCUUGUGCGCCAUAUCUAGCCAUUAAGACAUUAAGACAGAUCGCAAAGGAUGAAGGUAAAGAAGAGAAGUUUUUUCUUGCAAAAGAGAUAGUAACUGGAGAUUUCUAUGUCGACGAUUGUUUAUCUGGAGCAGACGAUGUAGAAUCUGCAAUUGUGGCACAAAAACAACUAACAGAGAUGUUAAAAAGAGGAGGGUUUGAACUUCAAAAGUGGUCGUCAAACAGUACACACUUUAUGACAGAAAUAGAACCAGAAAAAAGAGCAAAGAAAACAGAGAUAGAUCUUAAUAAGAAAGAGACGAUCAAAACACUCGGUAUAAUUUGGAAUGUGAGAGAAGAUGACCUACAAGUGACAAACAAGAUAGAAACUUACACUGACAAAAGUAUUACGAAGAGAAAUGUGCUAUCUGUUAUAGCAUCCUUAUACGAUCCUAUGGGUUGGCUUGCACCGACCAUAGUAGUGGCAAAAAUCUUCAUGCAAAAAUUGUGGAUUCGGAAAUCGCAAUGGGAUGAAGAUCUUACUGAAGACUUACGAGACGAAUGGAUAAAAUUCCGAUCACAAAUCGAUAAACUUUUUGAGAUAAAAAUUCCGAGGUGGAUCAAGGUGACCAAAGAUUGCCAAGAAAUACAGCUUCAUGGAUUUGCAGACGCCUCCACAACGGCCUACGCAGCAGUGAUUUAUGCUAGAGUGAAACAGAGCGACGGAACGAUAAAUACAUCUUUAUUAAUGGCAAAGACCAGGGUGGCACCUGUUAAAGAGAUUUCACUACCACGUCUUGAGUUGUGCGCAGCGGUCUUACUUUGUAAGCUGUUAAAUCAUGUUGCAAAGGCAAUGAGAAUAGAUCCUGUCCAUACUUACGCGUGGUCAGAUUCCAAGGUGGUACUGGCUUGGAUAAAAGGCGAACCGUCGAGAUGGAAACCCUACGUCAAAAACCGAGUUAUAGAGAUCAGAAACACAAUUGAGACAAUCUGGUCGUAUGUUAGCACAAAAGAAAAUCCCGCUGAUCCUGCGUCACGAGGAGUGUCAUCUGAAAAAUUGAAAAACAAUAGGCUGUGGUGGGAAGGGCCGUCAUUCCUGAAAGAGAGAGAUCUUAAACUACUUACCUGUGAUGUGCCUGAAACGAAUUUGGAGAAACGAGAGAGUGUUCUUUGCGCACACAUAAUCAACCCAAAAGAAAAUGAGUACUUACUUACCUUACUCCAGAGAUACUCAUCCUUAAAGAAACUGCUCGCUGUAGUGUCCUGGAUCCGACGAUGGCUGCACCUGAAAAAUAAAAAGGAGAUAAAUAAGAACUUACCUACAUUUAUUACUAAUGAAGAACGCGAAGAAGCACUUACCACAUGUUUGAAGAUUUCCCAGAGAGUUGAUUUUCCCGAAGAGCUUGAGAACUUAGAGAACGGGAAGCACAUCAAACGAGGAAGCCGUUUGACUUCACUCAACCCUUUUCUAGACGAAAAUGGAGUUUUGAGAGUAGGUGGACGCUUAAAGCAUGCAGACAUAGAAUUUUUGCGUAAACAUCCGAUAAUUCUAUCGAAAAACAACGUCUUGUUGUCUUUGAUUUUAAAGGAAGCGCACGCAAAAACCCUGCAUGGUGGACCUCAGAUGAUGGUAAACUAUCUUCGUCAGAAAUAUUGGCUAAUUGAUGCUGGAAAUGCAGUCAAGAGAUUCGUGCGCAAUUGUAUGACAUGUGCCAAACUAAAGGCUACUACGAGAACACAAUUGAUGGGUGCACUUCCAGAGUGUCGAGUGAAGCCCUCAAGACCCUUUUCAAUUAGUGGAGUGGACUUUGCUGGACCCAUCAAUGCGAGAAUGAGUAAAGGGCGUGGAGCUAAAUCAUUUAAGGCUUACAUAGCUUUGUUUAUUUGCAUGGUCACCAAAGCCAUACAUAUCGAAUUGGUGAGCGAUAUGACUACAGACGCUUUCAUGGCUGCGUUUAAAAGGUUUAUUUCAAGGAGGGGUCCAUGCAGGGAGAUGUGGAGCGACAACGGAACUACUUUCGUGUCAGCUAGCAAGGAGAUUCUUAAUAUUUGGAAAGAGGGUAAAUCGAGCAUUCCUGAUGAGCUUUCUUCCUUGCUGGAUAGUGAAGGCACCAAAUGGAAAUUUAUACCUCCGGGAGCCCCUAACUUUGGUGGCUUAUGGGAAGCCGGAGUUAAAUCGACGAAAUUCCAUCUGAAACGAAUAAUUGGGGAAUCCACCCUCACAUUCGAAGAGCUGAAUACACUAUUGACACAGAUUGAGGCUUGUCUCAACUCGAGGCCACUUUCACCUAUCAGUGACCAUCCUGAUGAUCUAGAUCCGUUGACACCCGCACACUUUUUGGUUGGAGAAUCACUUAUUAUUUUACCUGAGAGUGACUACACAGACCUGAAGGAACAUUCCUUAACGAGAUGGCAGUUGACACAAAGAAUGAUGCAAUCGUUUUGGAAGAAAUGGCAAUCGGAGUACAUGUCAAGAUUGCAACAGAGACCGAAAUGGAGGAGCCGACAAAAAGAGUUUAACAUCGGAGAUUUAGUCCUCAUUAAAGACCCGAGGUGUCUGCCAAGUAAAUGGCUUUUAGGAAGAGUGAUGACUAAACAUACAGGACAAGACAAUUUAACCAGAGCAUAUGACAUUCGCACGUCGACCGGAGUUGUGACGCGUGCUAUUUCGAAGCUUUGUCCAUUACCAAAUGUGUGA
Messenger RNA from Pectinophora gossypiella (pink bollworm), 3909 nucleotides. RefSeq lists its product as uncharacterized. Gene Ontology annotation, biological process: DNA integration. The transcript has a single exon. Lineage: Eukaryota; Metazoa; Arthropoda; Insecta; Lepidoptera; Gelechiidae. The record is from RefSeq and is a predicted model, not a curated record. Gene Ontology annotation, molecular function: nucleic acid binding. Bases 1 to 3909 code for a protein of 1302 amino acids.